AACGAUUGACUUUGUGCCUCCUGUCCCGGUAAAAAAAUUUGUCAGUGUGUACACAACACAGGAAAGAACAUCCCGCUUCUUCCUAAUUCUCUGUCAGAAAAUGUCUACUCCUCUAUACAUCUCACUAUCACCGGUUGGGACCGCCGGAGAUUUAAAACUUCCCGGUGACCAGGCCGAGGGAUAUAGUAAUACGGAGUAUUUCUCUUAUUUAUUUAUUUGAAAUAUACAGUUUUCAACAAUUAAUGCAUUUCACCUUCUUCAUUUAGUGCACCCUGGGCUGGUGAAUCCUCACCUGAUCUCUCUUUGUCUGUCUCUCUCCAUACUCAUAUAAAUGUGUCCUUACGGGAUAGAUAACUGAAUAUUUAUUGCUGGGUAUGUACUAUAUGGUGAAACUGUUCAUGGAGAUGGGGAAAGCUGAUUCCUUUUUCAUCGCUUAGGGAUACCCACCACAUACCUUUCUUGUCACUAUUUCUUCUUCAAUCUACAGAACAUAUUUCUUCUCUAUAUUCAAUCUCUCCACUUCAAAAUCAAAGGUACUCUCCAGCUUCCAUUCUCUGUGUAUGAUCUGAAGGGGUGGGGGUGGGGGGCCUUCUGUUUCCUCUGGUAUGCCAUUGUUGGGAAGUGAAGCAUGUUUUCUUGCAAAAUACAUGAAAGAACUGUGCUUUACUUCUUUUUUUUAUAAGUAAUUGUGUUAACUAUCAUAUUUCUGGUAAAGAAGAUGAAUGCUUCAUGGGGGGAAAGCCCAUUUCCAGAUUAUAUCAUUACAAUUUAUUGCAACUUUUAUUUUCCUUGGUGGGGUUUGUAGUUCAAAUUUGCCCCAUACUUGAAAUGCCACGUAUCACGUAUGCUCCUUGGUACCAAUAGCGUACACAUGUUUGACACCAGAAUGAAUUUGUAUAGCGUUUUUGCUUAGAUUUGGUUGAUUUUCUUGGGUUCUUGUUAACUGUUAUCCCUAAGAAAAGUGGAGUGAGGAUUAGACAUGGUCAUGGACAAAACCUUAAAGCAGCCAUUUUUUGCCUAAAGAAAUGGAAAAGGGGAACCUGUGGUGUGCCAUUUCCUUAAUAUACUUUUGCUUAAACAGGUCAAAAGCAACAAUUUCUUUGAAAGUGGAGGGUGGGAGAAAAAUAAUUCAAUGUAAAAGUGAAAGUCCAUGUCAAGGAUGUUUUAAUUGGACUGAAAUAUUCUAGUAUGAUUUGUUUAAACCUAGUCUGAUUUGGUAAACGUCUGGUGUAUAUGUAUUUUACUAUCGUCUAAGUCUAGGUGUUGCUUUGGUCUGAUCUGGUAUGUCAGAGACUUAGAACUGAAAAUAGCUCAAUUAAAAACAUCCUUAAAACUUAAUAGGUCAUCUCUUAGUUUGAUAUUUAGCUUCCAUUGGAGGUUUGCUUGGACUCAGUUUUGGUUUGCCUUUUAAUUACUGCUUUUGCAUCAUUUUUAUGGAUGUCUAUUAACUGUAAAGGCAGCAUUAUUUUUAUUGUCUCAUAAUUAUGAUCCCAAAAUGAUGGAACUUUGCACCUAAUUUAUCUAAUCAGUAGACACGUUUUCACUAGUCAUUAUGUCGAAAGCAUGAAACACCAAGAUGAAUUACUGCCCAAAUCUCAUCUCCUAAUACUUUUGUUUUCCUUUAGAUCCCUUUGAUUCGUAUUAUCUUUAUAUUUGUUUUUAAAAGGUGAUUUUUGAACUGGCUUAAAUUCAAUAGGAAUGCCUUUGACAGAGCGGAAGAGGAGACAAGCAUGAAAGAAAAUCAAUUUGAAAUUCUAUGCAUGAAUGGUGACAAGGAGACAGAUCUAUUUAGUGGCAUGUUUGGAUCAAAUGGUAUCACUAAUAAAGAUAAAGACGGCUUCCAAAAGGUUCAACAACUUGAUCGUGAUGUGCUACUUCUUGAUUGCUCUUUCAAGAGUAUCAAAAAUAAGUUUCAUGUUUUUCCCACAAAGGAUGAUAAAAAGAGUCAGUUUCAUUGCAUUGCGCCUAAGACAGAUGAAGAAGAUGCACUUGAUAAAAAUGUCUCUCCUUCAGAUGCUACUGACAAAAGUGUUAUUGAACAUGAGCUGCCUGAAUCAAUUGUUUGUUGCAAAGAUGAAAAGUGUAACCCCAUCAGAGAUAUUUGUGUUGAUGAGGGGGCACACACUGUGGAUAUAGUUGAUGACGUGUCAGGAAAAGAGCCUUUUUGUGAUAAGCUUCUCCUAUUGGAACCAUCAUCAACACAGAAUUCACAAAGCUCUCUUGUCAGCUUAAACUGUAAUGGCAGUACAUGUGGAGUGUUGCUUGAUAAGAAGCCUCCGGAAGACAGAAUCUUGCUGGACCAUAAUGCAACAUCAAAAACUGAUGAAUCUAACGAGAAAGAUGUGCCCGAAUUCCCCGAAACAUGCUUAGUCUACAGCAACAUGGUGGAAAGCAAGUCUACAAUUGACAAGAACACUACUAGUGUUGCUGACAGAAAUGGAAAUGAAAAUGGUUGUAGACAACCCCAAGAGUUUCAAGAUGAUGUUGUUCCUAACAGUGAGGUUAAAGCCAAAGUAAACCAUUCAAUUAGUGGCCAACAGGAUAAAUUUGCUGAUGGAGGAGAGGCUAGUUUUUCUGGACUGAGUUCUUUGAUCACUUCUUCUUACGCGGGCUUGAUACCAUACUCUGGCAGCAUUUCUCUCCGGUCGGAUAGCAGUACAACGAGCGCCAGAUCCUUUGCCUUCCCAGUAAUUCAAUCAGAGUGGAAUAGCAGCCCUGAGAAAAUGAAAAGAUCAUAUAAGAGAUCCUGGAAGCACAUGAGUUGCUGGCGGCGUCUUCUUUGCUGUAGAUUCUGAAUGAAGUCCAUUUCAUUUGUUUAUAUAGGCCUUGUCAAGUUAAAUUGUACUCCGUAUUGCUUUACCUUAUGAUGAUGGUUACUUUUUUAGAGAUGUGUUGCCUCUCCUGUAGUUGUAUGUAUGCUUAGUGUACUGUUGGUGUUAGGGUAUGAAUAUAAGGUUUGAGAGGAUGUUUGUUGUUUAUUUUCUUUUUUAGUUUUUCUAGAAUUAGCUCAGAAUCUUUUUCUGUUGAGAGAGUGAUUAUUAUUUUAUAUUUCCUCAUUGUUUCGCAUGAAGCUUAGGAGAUUUAUGUCAAUAUUUUUUUUGCGGUUA
This is a messenger RNA of Cuscuta epithymum, 3107 nucleotides long. The record is from the annotation of a GenBank genome assembly. Lineage: Eukaryota; Viridiplantae; Streptophyta; Magnoliopsida; Solanales; Convolvulaceae.